GGGUAUGUAUUUCUAUUUCGUCGUCUGCAUUAAAGGCCAAGUGACAGCUCGAACUAUAUUGUUGACAUUCGUAUGAAAAUUACGCUACCGCGUCGUACUUACGAAAAAUGUAAUUUUAUAUAUUAUUAAGAUCGAGAUAUACAAGUGGACUUUCUCUUUUUUUUUUCAUUGAUAUAAAAACUUUAAUUAAACGAUAUUGGUGAAUUAUUGUGUAUACAUAAGAAGGAAACUCCGAAUUAAAUGAUAAUCGGUGUUUGAGGAGUAUAAUUACAUUGGGCUAAUAGAUUUGAAGCGCUUAGCGAUUACGAUUAAAGUGGUACCUAUAAACCCUUCGAGCUGUUCCAUAUUGAUUAGUAUCUUUUAGUAGUUCUAACAAUGACUGCUUAUUGGAAAACUCUGUUCAAGCACCGUCGUAAACGUUGUUCUCAGUAGUACGUUCUCGACAGUGAACGAUAAAGUGCGUGCGUAAAAGUGAAUCAAUCCGUAUGGUAUUACGCGCAGUUACUACGGCGUCACUUUCUAAAAAGAAAAUAUUAAUUUUUUUUAUUGAUAAUCAAUUUUUUUAAUGGUCUUGAUGUAUAUUUAUAAAUCCGUGUAAAAAAAAUCAAACAUAGCGCGCAGAAAAUUCACGACACGGUGAAACCUACGUUCAACGUAAAAGCGUUGCCAUUAAGGGUGUCCAUGGUGUUUUUGCAUCCGAUUUCACGCCCCUCUCGUGAAAUAGGAAAAUAGAAACUGACGAUUGUUUUCGCGAAUUAGGAUUAUCGUUGGUGACUAGUUUAGCGAUUGAUCUGUUCGGUAUUUCAUUAAAGAUUCGAGGUCCAGUGAGGGGGGAUCGAUCAGUGGUCCCGGGUGUAUGUGGUAACGGAAACAACGCGAUCGAUUCGAAUCGGUGAAAUUGUAAAAACGUGGUGAAACGAACAAAGAGAAAGACGGUUUCGGAAUGACCUGUGGCGGUGGCAAGAUCUCGUUAGAAAUAUCGGGCGGGGAGGAGGAGGCAUGGAAGCUGAAGCUGGUCGGCAGUCUCACCAUCAGGGGCUGCAGCUUACCCUGCCAUCCCCGGGAAUCCCCGGACUAGACGUUGUCAGGGCCUUGCAUCAGACUGUGAUAUCGCUGCGCUCCGCGCUGGAUUCUUCGCGGGAAGAGCUUCGCCGUCUUAAGCAGAGCGUUGGUGAUUUUUCUGGCGAGAGCUACGUUGACGUCGUCGAGAGGCUCGCUCUUGAGAAUCACGUCCUUAGGCGAAAGAUUCUAAGCAGGAAUAGUGAGUUUUCUAGUGAUGCUGCCACAAGCCCGCCGCCCCAGGCCCGUCUUUUUUCACUCGCAGUAGAAGACGUCAAAGAUCUGUCAGAGCAAGCAGGCGUACUCAUGGACGCGUCCAGGGACAAAGUCGACACGGAGGACAUGGCAGAGGCACCUAAGCCGGUCAUCGAGCCUCGUACCGAUAGCAACACCAGUGGUAACGGCGAGAUUCCCGAUCCGCAGUCUCGUACGGUCGAGAAAGUGCCUAACAGUCAUGUAGAAUCCUCGUCCAAAUCGGAAUCCAGGAAUCAGACGUCGAAGUGUACGAUGUCGAGAGACGCGACUGUUGUUAAACCUCAGGCUGGAAUAUCUGGUGCCAGUUUGGACGAUACGGUGAAGAGUGGGACUUCGAACGACCUGGCUUCCGCCUUGACGAAUAGACGAUCCAAGGACGUCGAGGCGGAAGAUGGGAGCGCGGCGCAGGUCGAUCACUUGGAGGUGCCAGAGAAGGAUCUCGAGGAUCUGAGCUUGAAAUCUGUUUCCGACGGAGACAAUUCGGUGUUUAGCGAUAAUCCGGACACGCAAGUGUUGCAGCAGCAUCAACGUCAGAAUCAAUUGGCCGACCAGCCGAAGCCGAACGAUCAAUCCGAGAACGAGUCCGAGGAGUUGGACGAUAUCGAGCUGAUAUUCACCACGGACGAUACUUGUCGCGAUCUUGGUCUUCAGGAAGAUCUCGUCUCCAUAACCGAGACCGAAACUUGGCCACAGUCUGCGCCUACCGGUCAACCGGCAUUGUUGAAGUACGCUAAAUCAGCCGAGGGCGAGUCCUUGGUGUGCAAUGGUGAGAAGACCAGCUCCGUCGAGGAAGCGGUUUCUUCGCAAAGCUCGAGCAUCGAUCGCGAGGAAAGCGUGGAUAGGUUCGACGAAAGUUCUAGCACCAGGUUGAACAAAAUAUGGUCUCAGUGCUCGGUGCUGGUCGAAACAGAUAUCAGCAAGUGUGGAGUUGUCGAAGAACCUGAGCAUGCUACCAGACACGCGGUCAGGAGGAACACUUUAGCCGCGCCACCUACUGCAUACAGACCGAUCAUUCAUCGCGAAGCUUUAGCGGGUAGUCGACGAAAGAGCGCGGCACCAUUGAGACCGGUGAUGGACAGAAUCAGCGGAGCAAGACGAGAGUCUGGUGCCCAAACUGACAUUUCUGCGCUUCCAGCCCACUGGCGUUCCGAGAGUUAUCUCGCGCACAAAGUGGCUCAUACGUUCACCACGUUGCCCAGCAAGUUCGCUCUGCCUACCGGGGUGCCUGGAAGACUUCGACUGUCCGACAAAACCCGGGAAGCUAGAAGAGUAAUGCUAUCGGACAUCAGCUUCACCAGCAUGGUGCCAGAGUUGUCCAGAAGCGCCGAUCAUCUCUGCCACGACCCACACGCACAGACUUGUUUCAGUUCUCGCGGCUGUGGCCUUCGAACACCGGACGUGCAUCGCCGCGAAUCGCUCGGCUCUCCUGCAGGAUUUUGGCCUCGUUGCAACCCCAGCACAGGACUUCCGAGUCCGUGCGAUUGUCGCCUCUCCACCGACUUUUACUCCUCUCGAUAUCGUGGCUCUUUGUCCUCGAUCCCGUCGCCUGGAUUGGAGGUUGUCGGUGGCCCAUCUCGAAGACACUCGUGGAGAGCAAACGCGACGUCCUUCGAUACCUGGAGAGUUCCGAUGGCCACUUCUACCCCCAGACCAACCUGGUCCUCUAUGCCCUCUUCGCCUACACACGUGCAUCCUCCUGCGACGUCCUCGAAAGCUUCUAAGAGCGUUCCAAAGAGAACGCGAUCGAAGGUCACUUUCCAAGAAUGCCCGAUGACGCGAGGCAGUCUGCCAAAUCUGCGCUCGGAUUUGGUGACCGGCGAUAACAGCGGCGAUUCGACGGAAUCGUUGAUCGACGAGGCUGAGGAUUAUUUACGACGGAGCAUCGACUCGAUGCUGACGAUCUCCAGUAGCGGCGUCAGUUCCGAUUAUUGGAACCGACAGACAGCCAGGCGGAGACGCACGCGGCGAUACUCCGAGCCUGAUCUAAUCCGUGAUUGGCAUCCCCCGCAGGAUGCUAGACCGUACCUGCCAAAGAUACCAAGAGAUCUCAAGCUGGAUCAUCUCGUGAAGGUUAUAUCGCCGGAGGGUAAAGUUCUUCAAGGACGAGUGAGAUACGUCGGACCUGUACCAGGUCGAGAGGAAACGCACGUAGGUGUGGAGUUACCCUAUUUGAAUGGCUCCUCCGACGGCACAUUUCACGGUAGAAGAUUCUUCGAUUGCGAUCCCGGCCGUGCAAUCUUCGUUCCCUUCAAGAAAGUGAUCCUGGCCUGGUGCACUACUUGACCCGAACCGCCGACCAGCCUCACGACUCCCCGAAUUUUGCUGUCUCAGUACACCAUGUGAAUGGAAGAAGAAAACGAUGAAACACGUACGUACGCGCGAUCUCUGAUGGUUUCAAUAAGUACGUGACGCUCCUUUCCAUCGUGAUCAUCCACGAAGCUUCGCGUAAUGUACAAAAGCGGAGAAGGGUAAGUCGACGUGAGAAGGAGACGCUUCGAAAGCUUCGCGAAGGGAGGUUUGACGGUGGUCGAUACGGCCGACGUACGUCGCAAACUCCAAACAACGAUCGGAAUUCGAAUCGUGUAUUUCGUCGAUUUUAAGCCGAUUCGUGCGAAAUUCCAUCCGAAUUCCUUCUUUUCUCCGAUCGUGCGAAGUACGUUCGAUCGCAUCGGGAAACGGACCUCGUUUUCUCGCCGGUACCUUAAAACGUUAAAGUGUAACGAUAAAGACGAGAAGAGUUUCCGUUCUUUGAAAUUCGAAAAUAAAGAGUCGAUGGGAACGACAGAUAAAAUAAUAAUAAACGAUAAAUGCCAGCGUGCAACGAUCUACAUCGACGCGUGUACUUAGGAGAUGUUCUAGAUGUCUCGUUGCCGAUCUCUGCGAACGAUUUCCGCCUGAAAAUCGGUGAAUCAGUAUUAUAAUUGUCGCGCGGACCUGUAUGUUACAAACCGCGUGUAUCGUCGAAGAGAUGCACAAGAAGAUAAUCGCAUCGAUGGAUCUCUCGCGAUACUUCGCAUCGAUCGAUCCGUUCGUGAACGAUUCGAACUGAUAGCAAAGGGAGUGAUAGAGCGAGUUCUUAAGAAAAUAUUUAGAUUUAAGAAAGUUCGUCGUAAUACUAAUCUCUCGUCGUCGUAAUCGCAAUGAAGGACUCGUUAUUGUCAUUUACGAUCGUGUUUACCUGUUUCGCAUUAUCGUUUUUUCUUCUUCUUAAACGAAUGCACGUACACUUUGCAACGUAUGCGAUACGUUGAAAAGGAAAGAGAGGAAAACGCGUAUCCAAAGGAGAACACGUAGCACGAGUACGGUAGACAAAUACGAGACUAUUUUUAUAAUGCUCUUUGAGAUCGUAAGAUUUUAAUUGAAGAGGGGGAAAAGAAAUUCGCCGGAAGCGUUUUUUAAUUGUAGUUGUAGACUUGUUGUUAAUACGACUUUGAUGAAAGAAAUACAUUUCUUUUAGGCUCGAACGAAACGGGAAAAGCGGUAUAUAGGAGAAUAAACGAGAAUAUUUCAUAUUUGAUCGUUAGUUUCUUAACUUUGCAUUCGCGAUGUUUAACGGUCAACGAAAAUAAUUAAACAAGUGGAUAAUUAACGAGACAUUUUGGCCGGGAUAAUCGAUGAAAUUGUUUUCUACGGGAAAACUCGAAACGUUGUGAACUCGGACCGCUCGAUACGCGGCAGUCUACUUUCUGCAUUCGAUCGAUAUCGCGUAAAUGAUUCUUCAAGCCGUGUUUACUGCUUUUGCAUAAAUUUUGUGAUAAUUUUACGGAUAAACGUGAGAUCGUGUUCAUACCUUUAUCAAC
Messenger RNA from Bombus pascuorum, 5114 nucleotides. RefSeq lists its product as uncharacterized. NCBI's taxonomy places the organism in Eukaryota, Metazoa, Arthropoda, Insecta, Hymenoptera, Apidae. The transcript is spliced from 10 exons. Bases 1000 to 3597 code for a protein of 865 amino acids. The record is from RefSeq and is a predicted model, not a curated record.